Danio aesculapii is the source of this 2175-nucleotide messenger RNA. It is a transcript of the gene cplane2, whose product is annotated as ciliogenesis and planar polarity effector 2. Lineage: Eukaryota; Metazoa; Chordata; Actinopteri; Cypriniformes; Danionidae. The transcript is spliced from 5 exons. Gene Ontology annotation, molecular function: GTP binding; GTPase activity. The record is from RefSeq and is a predicted model, not a curated record. The coding region runs from base 70 to 828 and encodes 252 amino acids.
GUUCGCGCAUAUAAAGUUACUUGAUAUCACACAAUAAGCACAAUAUCUCUGCUCUUUUGUUAAAUUAAAAUGUCUGUCCCACCUGGAUCCAUUAUCGUGUCAGACUGGCACCGCUGUGCGGAUAGCAGAGAGUUUUUCAGCAAAAUACUGCACAAGAAGAGACGGCGAAAGUUUGGGCUCUUGGAGGCGCCAAUGAUGCCUCCCCAGAUGAAUGUGGACCUCGUUCGCUACAAGGUGUUUCUCUCAGGUAAAACUGGAGUAGGAAAGAGCGCGCUUGCUGCCCGUCUCGCUGGAUUCGAUCUGCCCAAAAUUCACUACGAGACCACAGGCAUAGAGACUACUGUGGUCUUCUGGCCUGUCAGACUAAAAGAAAGUGGCCGUGUGCUGUUUUUCCGCUUCGAGCUUUGGGACUGUGGGGAAAGUGCCAUGCGAAGAUUUGACCACAUGUUGCUGUCCUGUAAGGAAAAGGUGGAUGCCAUCCUUUUCCUGUUCUCCUUCACUGACCGUGGUUCCUUUGAUGACCUUACCAACCAAAUAUCACGGAUCACAGAACCUUUAGAUCAUGUGGUUAAAUUGGUGGUUGGCACAAAGUUUGAUUUAUUUAUGCACACAGAUGUGACGGAGAGCGACGUGACACAUUUUCAGGAGGUGUGGGGUCUUCCGGUUUUCCGAGUGGGAGGUGAUGUGAGUGCCGGGCUUGGUGAAGUAGCACCUCUGCUAAAUGCCCUUGCGGAAAACUUGUGGCACCAGGACUGUAUGGCCGCUUCAUCUGUCUCCAUCUCUCCACAGGCUGCUCUCAGAGAAACAAGCUCAGAAAUCAUUGUAUAGACCAUUUUGAGGGAUGUAAACCAAAACAAUGGUCCUGACCUGUUUUGUGUUUUACAUUUAAAUUUUCCAUAGCUUCUGAGAGUCCAAAAAGUUUCACAUAUUGAUAAAUAUUGUUACAAUAGCAGUUAUAACAUCAAGUUAUGAUUGUAUCGCCUCUUUUAAAGAUAUAAAAUAGUUUGACAACAAGCAGGAAAUGUUCAUGAACUAAUGACGUCACCACACUGAAAAGACAUAACUAGGGCCAGACAGAAUCGGCGCGAAUUUUUUGCUAUUUCUGCUGAGAAUUUUGUAAAAAAAAAAAAAACAAGCUUUGAGAAAAAGCCAGGCUUAUUUUGGCAAGUCAUUUUUAUUAAUGGUGGAUUCGGUUUCAUAAAUCAAAUUUACGAUAGUUCAAACUCACUUACUCUGACAACUUAGGCUGGUGAACAGAAACAUAAAACAAUAGUAAAAUGUAUUGAAAUGUUGUAGAUUGUAUUUGAUUCGUGUGCAAUAACGUGUUUGAAUUUAAAUGUAUUAUCGUUCUAUUCUAAAAGAUGUUUGGUGUAUGUAUAUUUACUAUUAAGUGACUAUAAAGUUUUAAUCAUUAUUAAGAGGUUAAGUGAAUUAAAAUGGCAUCAAAUUACGACAAGCAAAUGUUAACAUUACUUUGAUUAAGCUUGAACUUAAGACUUAGCCUGAGAGUUAACCUGCUCUGGACCAGGCUAGUUUGCCAGCAUAAAUUGCCAGAGUAAGUGAGUUUGAACUAUCGUAAAUUUGAAUUAUGAAACAGAAUCCACCAUUAAUAAACCUGACUUACCAAAAUAAGCCUGGCUUUUGCUCCAAGCUUGGUUUAUGGAACAGCCCCCAGAUCCACUUAUUUGGUAAACAAAGCAAGUCUCUUAUAUAAUAUAUCUACGAAAAGACAAAAAAUAUUACUUUACAAACUGUAUUGUAAAUAAAUCAUAUGAACAUUUUAUUAUUCCUAUUGUUAUAUUACAAUAAUAUUAGUGAAAUUAAUUUAAAACUGAAUAAAUAUAAAUUUACACACCUUUACACAAAGAAAUAAAUAGAUUCAAUGAUGGGCUACAAAUCUGGAAAUCUGCCGAUAUCUGUGCGUGCAUAUUUCGUGUGGGCCUAUCUAUAACUCCUAAUCCAAUAUAAGACAAUAUGUGUGUGCAAUAUGCUGCUAUGGAAAUAAAUGUUUUGUUUUUCAAUUUUUACAUGUUUUUUAGACAUUUCAGUACAGUGUUAAGUGCAAAUAUUUUAGAAAGUUACUAAUAAUAAAAAUUUGUUUUGAAUAAAUGAAUUCGCUUGUGAUUUCAGUAUAGUCACAGAGGAAUUUUUAUGUAUAUAUAUUUAGAAAUAAAA